UGUUUGUCUUUAGCAGGAGAGCGACCAGACUCUCACUCUGACAGCGGGGAGAGUCAUUCAGGGGAACCAGACCCAGAGACGUCCAAACCAGCGAGACGACACCACUGUUCCCAGUGUGGAAAAAGUUUUAAACUAUCACAACACCUGAAAUCACACAAGAGAACACACACAGGAGAAAAGCCUUACCACUGUUCCCAGUGUGGAAAGUGUUUUACACGGUUAGAUUACCUGAAAAGUCAUAAGCAAAUACACUCUGGAGAGAAGCCUUACUCCUGUUCCUAUUGUGGAAAAAGUAUUAGGUGGUUAGGGACUCUGAGAUCGCAUGAGCGAAUACACACACAAAAAYAGCUAUACCAAUGUUCCUUGUGUGGAAAGCGGUUUACCCAGUUAGAAGCCCUGAUUAUGCAUGACAGGACACACACAGGAGGGGAUAAGACKUACCACUGCUCCCAGUGUGGAAAGAGAUUUAAUUGGUUAAGGCAGCUGAAUAAGCAUGAAAGAAUACAUACACAGGAGGAGAAGACAUACCACUGCUCUCAUUGUGGAAAGACAUUUUCCCAGUUAGAGGACCUGAAAUCACAUGAGAAAAUAGAGAGGCUGUGUUCUGACUUGAGUUUUUGACUGAUCAUUUGUGUUUUUUUUGUUUCAUCCUCAUGAAAUCAAAUUGUAUGAAACCAGAAUACGGUUACUUUUGUUGUUUUUUCAUUUUGAGACAUGAUCAUGUCUAAUAUCAGAUUAAAUAUUUAAAAAUGUCUAUUGGGUUUUGAUGAGCUUUGAUUGAUUUGAUACAAGUAUAAACCCUCUGAUGUUGUUCA
Molecule: messenger RNA, 815 nt
Organism: Salvelinus sp. IW2-2015
Lineage: Eukaryota; Metazoa; Chordata; Actinopteri; Salmoniformes; Salmonidae
Product: zinc finger protein 391-like
Biological process (GO): regulation of gene expression
Cellular component (GO): nucleus
Source: RefSeq, a predicted model, not a curated record